GAAAAAAAGUGAUACUCCCAGAGAUCCAGAACCUCCGCGGCGGAAGGGACCUCUCCGAGGCAGCAAGCCCCCCCAUGAUUAAAGUGUCGAUCCCGUCGCUGGAGAAGGAGGUGGACGAGUCCGGCAAGAGCAGAAAGCUUUUCCGAGUUGAAGUUUUGUUUAAUGAGAGGAAACAUUAUGUGCUCCGAAGAAACGGCGAUUUCCAGUCUCUUCACAAAAAACUCAAGAAAAUUAUCAAUACUCCUGAUUUUCCAAGCAAAAGGAACCCUCAUUUGAGGACCAAACCUAUGGAGCAGAGGCGACAGGAACUACAAGUUUACGUGCAGGAGGUCAUCUAUCAAAAUGAAGAUGUGCCGCAGGCUUUGCUGGACUUCCUCCACUUGAAACACUACCACACAGGAAACAGACACAGCAGCUUUGAAUCCCUGGAUGAACUGGACAGCCAAGACGACAACUGUCAUUAUUUAAACCAGCCAGUGUUAAGAUUCUUUAAGGAUCCUUAUCUAUCCACUGGCUUGUCAGGCCUCCCUGAUAUUGUUGCAAAUGGGGUUCUCCAGGGAUUUUACCCGCGGGAUGUCCGGGUCAGCUUCACCGCCUCUGCCCUCGCCACACCUGAUCUCAGCACUCCUGUAGAGGCCUGAAGAAAAGCACAAACCAGCGCACAAUACGGCACACAGACAGCUGACACCAAAGAAAGUUUUUGAAUGCAGAGGUUUGGUGUAACUGCAGACCAUCACCAGGAUAUUGUUGCAGUUGUUGUAUUUAUAGCAGAUUUCUUUCAGAUUUACUCACUAGUAUAGAAGUUGUACUUUUAAACUGUGCACAUUCCAGUGAAACCAUUGUGUAUCUGUUAUAAAAUGUUUUUCUAAUAAACAUUAGUCCAUUGUGUAUGAUAUAAA
This is a messenger RNA of Oryzias latipes (Japanese medaka), 899 nucleotides long. It is a transcript of the gene snx22, whose product is annotated as sorting nexin 22. Lineage: Eukaryota; Metazoa; Chordata; Actinopteri; Beloniformes; Adrianichthyidae. The record is from RefSeq and is a predicted model, not a curated record. Gene Ontology annotation, molecular function: phosphatidylinositol phosphate binding.